Molecule: messenger RNA, 6999 nt
Organism: Aspergillus calidoustus
Lineage: Eukaryota; Fungi; Ascomycota; Eurotiomycetes; Eurotiales; Aspergillaceae
Source: the annotation of a GenBank genome assembly
GGUAUAAAUAAAGCCUCUAGCCGAGGGCCGCGCGUUUUCCAGCUUUGACUUGAGUUUGACUUGACCGUCCUGGAUAGAUAUAACCUAGUACUUCCCAGUAUGGACGGCUCGUAUCAUGUCUAUCUCUUCGGAGAUCAGACGGGUGAUUUCGAGGUCGGCCUUCGCCGUCUUUUACAGGCAAAGAACCAUACGGUUGUCUCGGCUUUCUUCCAAAGAAGCUAUCAUGCAUUGCGUCAGGAAAUUGCUAGUCUUCCUCCGGCUGAGCGCAGUAUGUUUCCUCGAUUCACCAGCAUUGUGGAUCUACUCGCACGGCACUGUGAGUCCCGAGGGAACUCGGCGAUGGAGAGCGCAUUGACUUGCAUCUACCAAUUGGGAUGCUUUAUCAACUACCAUGGUGACCUUGGUCAUGCCUACCCUUCAUCUUCAAAGAGUCACCUCAUUGGAUUAUGUACAGGGCUACUCAGUUGUGCUGCUGUCAGCUCUGCCACCAAUAUUGGAGAACUCAUUACCCCCGCUGUCGAGGCAGUUGUUGUGGCAUUCCGGCUCGGGCUGUGCGUCCUUCGAGUUCGAGGACUGGUUGACGGAGAGCAAGCAGCAUCGCUCAGCUGGUCCGCUUUAGUGUCAGGAAUCAAUGAAGCUGAAGGGACUGACAUGAUUGCUAAGUUCAGCAGCGAGAAGGCUAUUCCUCCUUCCUCUCGACCCUACAUCAGUGCAGUGUGUGCGAAUACGUUGACUAUCAGUGGACCACCACUUGUUCUUGACAAGUUUCUUGAUGCCUCCCUAUCAAAACAACACAAGGCUGUCAGAGCUCCCAUCCAUGGCCCGUAUCAUGCUGCUCAUAUGUACGAUGACCGAGAUGUUGAUAGGAUUCUUGACGCCUGCAAUCCAGACAUUGUAUGCAAGUACAAUCCUCAUAUUUCUAUAUUGUCAAGUCACACCGGAAAGCCUAUGGCAGUCGACACCAUGAAAGACUUUCUCCGCCUUGCGUUGGAGGAGAUUCUCCUACGUCAAAUGUGCUGGGACAAAGUCACAGACUCAUGCGUAUCCAUGCUGAGAUCAGUCGGCAAUCAUACAUCCAAGAGAGUGUUCCCCGUCUCUACUACAGCCACCCAGAGUUUGAUGAACUCUUUGAAGAAGGCUGGCCAAACCGAUAUAGAAGUGGACGGAAGCCUUGGUGACAUCUCUGCUGAGCCUCAAUGGCACAAUGCCACCGGGAAAGCAGAGCUUUCGAAGAUCGCUAUCAUCGGAAUGUCAGGGCGGUUCCCCGAAGCGGACAGCCCUCAGGAUUUUUGGAAUCUUCUGUACAAGGGCCUUGACGUACACCGAAAAGUCCCAAAAGAGCGCUGGGAUGCCGAUGCCCAUGUCGAUCUCACUGGUUCCGCAAAGAACACUAGCAAAGUUCCCUAUGGAUGCUGGAUCCGGGAGCCAGGCAUGUUCGACCCUCGGUUCUUCAACAUGUCACCCCGUGAGGCACUUCAAGCGGACCCCGCACAGCGCCUUGCACUGCUCACGGCAUAUGAAGCCCUAGAAGGGGCCGGUUUUGUUCCAGAUAGCACUCCUUCAACCCAAAGAGAUCGAGUUGGAAUAUUCUAUGGAAUGACAAGUGACGACUAUCGUGAAAUAAAUAGUGGUCAAGACAUCGACACCUACUUUAUCCCCGGUGGAAACCGCGCCUUUACGCCUGGCCGAAUCAACUAUUACUUCAAAUUCAGCGGUCCUAGUGUGAGUGUUGAUACAGCGUGUUCUUCUAGCUUGGCUGCUAUCCAUCUCGCGUGCAACUCGAUCUGGAGGAAUGAUUGUGAUGCUGCUAUUACCGGAGGUGUGAACAUCCUAACCAACCCAGACAACCAUGCUGGGCUCGACCGUGGCCAUUUCCUAUCGAGGACUGGGAAUUGCAACACCUUUGACGAUGGGGCCGAUGGAUACUGCAGAGCAGAUGGAGUCGGUACUAUCGUACUCAAGCGACUCGAAGAUGCUCAAGCAGAUAAUGAUCCCAUUCUAGGGAUUAUCAACGGCGCCUAUACCAACCAUUCGGCCGAGGCGGUUUCGAUAACCCGACCACACGUGGGAGCGCAAGCGUUCAUCUUCAAAAAGCUGCUAAAUGAAGCAAACGUCGACCCUAAAAGCAUCAGCUAUGUAGAGAUGCACGGGACUGGCACUCAGGCUGGCGAUGCUGUAGAAAUGCAGUCUGUUUUGGACGUCUUUGCACCGGACUAUAGACGAGGACCGGGUCAAUCACUCCAUCUGGGCUCAGCCAAAUCAAACAUUGGUCACGGUGAAUCAGCUUCCGGUGUGACUUCUCUCGUCAAGGUUCUGUUGAUGAUGAAGGAAAACAUGAUACCUCCCCAUUGUGGGAUCAAGACCAAAAUCAAUCAUAACUUCCCUACUGACUUGGCCCAACGAAACGUCCACAUCGCCCUUCAGCCCACGCCUUGGAAUCGCCCAGAAUCCGGAGAACGUCGAAUUUUCUUGAACAACUUCUCCGCUGCCGGUGGAAACACUGCUCUGCUGUUGGAAGACGCGCCUCUUUCAGGGUGUGACGAGCAGGAUACCCGACCUGUACACGUUGUCGCAGUAUCUGCACGGUCUCAGACUGCUCUCAAAAAUAAUACUGAGUCACUGAUCCAGUACAUCAAUGAACAACGAAGCGCUUUUGGAGUCAAGGAGAGCGGCAUUCUACCUAGUCUCGCGUACACCACCACAGCGCGUCGCAUUCACCACCCUUUCCGGAUCACAGCAACAGGAUCUAACCUGCAAGAGCUCUUGGACUCACUAAAUGCAAGCACUAAAAAAGAAGUUUUCGCAGUUUCUAGCAAGCCACCUGCUGUCGGAUUCCUUUUUACUGGCCAAGGGGCCCAAUACGCAGGAAUGGGCAAGCAGCUCUACCAAGGUUGCUCUCAAUUCCGGGACACGAUCCAGCAUCUUGACUGCAUUUGCCAGAGUCAGGAUCUUCCAUCUAUUAUUCCACUUGUUGAUGGCAGCGUACCUUUGGGCGAACUAAGUCCUGUGGUGGUGCAACUCGGAACCGCGUGCGUGCAAAUGGCCUUGACCAGCCUCUGGUCCUCUUUGGGUGUCAAGCCCUCAUUCGUCUUGGGCCACAGUCUUGGUGACUACGCUGCAUUGAAUGCCGCUGGUGUUCUCUCUCCCAGUGAUGCUAUUUACGCCUGUGGCCGCAGAGCCCAGCUUCUUACAAGCCAGUGCCAAGCUGGGACACAUGCCAUGUUAGCCAUCAAGGCUCCACUUCUUGCAGUCAAGCAAUUCCUCCGUGAGGAUGUGCAUGAUAUCGCUUGCAUUAACUCGCCUUCUGAGACUGUUAUCAGCGGUCCUAAGGCUUCCAUUGAUGAACUCAAUCAAGAAUGCUCAAGGCAAGGCCUGAAGUCCACGAUGUUGACGGUGCCAUAUGCCUUCCACUCCGCCCAGGUUGAUCCAAUCCUUGGAAGCUUGGAAGAAAUCAUGAAGGGCGUCACUUUCAAUAAGCCAUCAGUAGCAUUCGUCUCAGCUCUGCUUAGUGAUGUGAUUACCGAAACCAACUGCGAGAUCCUGACCGGGAAGUAUCUGUCGCGGCAUUGCCGGGAGACCGUCAACUUCUUGAGCGCAUUUGAAGCAAUCAGGAACGCCAAGUUGAGCAAUGACCAAACCAUGUGGUUGGAGAUUGGUCCGCAUACGAUCUGCUCAGGAAUGGUGAAAGCGACGCUUGGCCCACAAGCAAGCACAGUUGCAUCUCUCCGGCGCGAUGAGGACGCAUGGAAGAUCCUCGCAACUAGCCUUUCAACUCUUCAUCUCGCGGGAAUUGACAUCAACUGGAAGCAAUACCAUCAGGACUUCAACUCCAGUCAUCGUGUGCUUCCAUUACCCGCCUACAAGUGGGACCUGAAGAGCUAUUGGAUUCCUUACAGGAACAACUUCUGCCUGACGAAAGGUGACCCCGUGGCUACAACGGAGGCUCCGGCACAGACCACGUUCCUGACGACGUCCGCUCAAAAGGUUGUUGAGAGCAGCAGUGACGGAGCAUCCGCAACAGUUGUUGUGCAGAAUGACAUUGCCGACCCAGAGCUUAACCGAGUUAUCCAGGGCCACAAGGUCAACGGAGCCGCCCUUUGCCCCUCUUCCCUCUAUGCAGAUAUCGCCCAAACCCUGGCAGACUAUCUAAUUGAGAAAUACAAGCCCGAGUUCAAGGGUCUAGGCUUGGACGUCUGCAACAUGACAGUACCCAAGCCUCUCCUCGCAAAGACUGGCAAGGAGCUGUUCAGAGUAUCUGCAACUGCCAACUGGGCUAACCAAUCCGCAUCGGUGCGAGUAUGGUCGGUGACACCAGAGGGAAAGAAGAUCCUUGACCAUGCAUCCUGCGAGGUCAAGUUCUUUGACUGCGCUGCCUCUGAGAUGGAGUGGAGGCGUAGCUCUUACUUGAUCAAGCGGAGCAUUGAGCUACUUGAAGAGAAUGUCCUUAAGGGAGAUGCCCACCGUCUGAAGAGAGGGAUGGUCUACAAGCUCUUCAGCGCACUAGUCGACUAUGAUGAGAACUAUCAAUCGAUCCGGGAAGUGGUUCUCGACAGCGAGCAUCACGAGGCUACCGCGUGUGUCAAGUUCCAAGCACCACCGGCAAACUUCCACCGUAACCCGUACUGGAUCGACAGCUUUGGACACUUGUCCGGAUUUAUCAUGAACGCGAGCGAUGGGACGGAUUCCAAGAACCAGGUCUUUGUCAAUCACGGAUGGGAUUCCAUGCGAUGCCUGAAGAAGUUCUCACCCGAUGUCACAUAUCGCACGUACGUGAGGAUGCAGCCAUGGCGAGACUCGAUCUGGGCAGGCGAUGUCUACAUCUUUGAAGGAGAAGACAUUGUUGCUGUGUAUGGGGGUGUCAAGUUCCAAGCUCUGUCGCGCAAGAUUCUUGACACGGCUCUUCCGCCAGCAGGGGCUGCCAAGGCAAAGAGUGCACCACUACAGUCUUCAACCCCUCAGAAAAUAAAGCUUCCUACGAAUACAGUGGCUCGGCCCAACCCACCCGCUCCUACUAAAUCCUUCACCAAGAAGUCGGCAGGUCCCAGUGUGAUAGUGCGGGCACUUAGCAUUCUGGCCUCGGAAGUAGGCUUGUCAGAAGCGGACAUGUCGGAUGACAUGGUUUUCGCAGACUACGGCGUCGACUCAUUACUUUCUUUGACGGUCACCGGCAGAUACCGAGAGGAACUCAACCUGGACUUGGAAUCAUCUGUGUUUAUAGAUCAGCCGACAGUCCGUGACUUCAAACAAUUCGUGAUCCAGAUGAGCCCGUCAGAGUCAAGCGAUGGCUCCGCCAGUGAGCCUGAGACUGAGUUCUCGUUCAACGGUGACGUCUCGUCCGGAGCAUCAAGCCCGGCGUUCGCAGGCACGAUCUCGCCACCAAAUGAGAAGAUGAUCAUGCCCGUCCAAGAGAACAACACUAUGAAAGGAAUUCGGGCUAUCUUGGCGGAUGAGAUUGGUGUACCAGCCGAGGAAAUCAAGGCUGAUGAGAGUCUGAGUGAGAUGGGAAUGGACUCAUUGCUUUCCCUUACCGUCCUAGGCAGGAUUCGAGAGUCCUUGGAUCUGGACUUGCCGGGAGAAUUCUUCGUCGAGAAUCAGACCAUAGCACAGAUUGAAACUGCACUGGGCUUGAAGCCAAAGGCUGCACCGACCCCGGUUGCUGUACCACCUCCCAUUGCGUUGCCAGAGACGGUUCCAGCAAACAAUCUGAGCACACAGUCGGUGGCAAGUGGCAGCCAUCCGCAAGCGACAUCUAUCCUGCUACAAGGUAACCCAAGGACUGCUACCAAGACGCUCUUCCUCUUCCCCGAUGGUUCCGGUUCUGCAACGUCCUAUGCCACAAUUCCCGGUGUCUCUCCAGACGUCUGCAUCUACGGACUGAACUGCCCAUACAUGAAGACACCCGAGAAGCUCAACUGCAGCCUCGAUGAACUCACAAUCCCCUACCUCGCCGAAAUCCGCCGCCGCCAGCCCAAGGGCCCUUAUAACUUCGGCGGAUGGUCCGCAGGAGGCAUAUGUGCCUACGACGCCGCGCGAACCCUCAUCCUUCAAGAGAACGAAGAGGUAGACCGUCUCCUCCUCCUCGACUCGCCCUUCCCCAUCGGCCUCGAAAAGCUCCCAACGCGCCUCUACAACUUCUUCGAUAAAAUCGGCCUCUUCGGCGAGGGCAAAGCCGCCCCUCCAGCCUGGCUCCUUCCUCACUUCCUCGCCUUCAUCGACUCCCUCGACGCCUACAAGGCCGUCCCACUCCCCUUCAACGAAACGCAGUGGGCGAAGAAAAUGCCAAAGACGUACCUCAUUUGGGCCAAGGACGGCGUCUGCCCUAGUCCAUCCGACCCUUGGCCUGAGCCAGCCCCCGAUGGAAGCAAGGACCCCAAGGAGAUGGUGUGGCUCCUCAACAACAGGACGGAUCUCGGUCCGAACAAGUGGGAUUCCCUAGUUGGGCCGCAGAAUAUUGGUGGCAUUACUGUUCUGCAGGGGGCAAACCAUUUCACCAUGACCAGGGGCGAGAAGGCGAAGGAGCUCGCUUCCUUCAUGGCGGAUGCUCUGGGUGCCUAGUCUGUGUGUGUUGGUUCAGAAAGGAAAGGUAAUUUGCAGUGUCACAAUAUUUUUUUCUGACUGAUCUACCACGCGUAUGUUGCUUUUCCUAUCACUUACUCUCCUUGAUAGCAUGGCUGUUGUUUUUUCAAUCUCUAUUUGUGUACUAAUCAUAUUUGUACCAAUAAUCGCAAACCAACUAUAUAGCUCUCAAAAGACAUUCCAUUUAUAAAAGCGUUUAUCGUUCCGAUAUCUUAUUGCUGGGCAGCAGAAUCAUGAAAACCCCUAAUAUUUGUUUGCCUCGGGCAUUUGGCUAGUCUUCUGUAGCAAAGCAGUGCGAUAGAUACCACCCCCCUGCCACUCACGUCAACAAGCGCUAUAUCAAAAGCACCAAGCUUGAGUCAAGGACACAGUUGCAUCACUAGACCCACCAUGAUGGUUCCUACCGUCCGGAUGCUACUAUAA